Messenger RNA from Pocillopora damicornis (cauliflower coral), 1835 nucleotides. Its product is annotated as XK-related protein 8. Gene Ontology annotation, cellular component: membrane. The record is from RefSeq and is a predicted model, not a curated record. Lineage: Eukaryota; Metazoa; Cnidaria; Anthozoa; Scleractinia; Pocilloporidae.
UAAAUCCAUUGCUCCAUUGCUCUAUUAUUCCAUAUUUCCGGCAGUUUCUGAAUAUUAAUCGUUCAUGCGAUACCACUUCAAUUAGAGGUCAUUUCUUUGUCUGUAGGAUAUUAAUUGUUUGUUCUAACCUUGAUCACCUUCGUCUACCUGUAAUCGCAGUUUUACACGCGGUUGUUAACUUAACUACUUGUGCAAUGGCAGAGGUGCGUUUAAAGUGGUUCCACACAUUCUUAUUCCUCUUCCAAGCUAUUUUGACAAUAGCCGAUACCUCUACAGACAUCAUGACCUGUCUGACUUACAGAGCAAACGACGAUCAACAAUGGUUUGCAGUGAGUCUCGGCGUCACGCUCUUAACGCUUAUAGUGCUGUGCAUUUGGUCGGUAAUUGCGAGCACAAGUCGUACUUGGACAAAAGAUGAUGCUGAUGACGAAACUGGUAACCCCGAUGUAAUAUUCCGUUCGACUACGAUUAAUGUUGCUCUAGCUUGUUUGUGCGUUGGGCCUCCUCUGCAUAGCGUUCAGUUAUUUAUCUUUUGCGCUUGUCGCUUCAAAGAGCUUUGGAACUCACCCGAUGGUUUGCGGAUAGAAAAGGGUCGUCUCUACUAUCUUUACGUUCACACGCUGAACUUGAAAAUGGUGGAAGGCCUUUUGGAAUCCGCCCCGCAACUGAUGAUACAAGUCUACGUGAUGGUGAUGCAAAGAGAGGAAGCCAAAAUUGAACUGAUUCAAAUGAUUUCGGCACCGGUUUCCUUUUUGGCUCUCGUAUGGAUGUCUACUUCGAUGGAAGUUCUCCGAGAAUUUGAAAAAUACAACUUGACAUUUCUUCACAAUGUUAUCAUCUUCCUUGGCAACGCCGGAAUGAUUGCUGCUCGCACGCUGGCGAUUGUCUUUUUUACUCUAUAUUUCCCAUGGCGGUUACCUUACGUAAUCGGACUUCAUUGUCUCGUAAUGGUGGCCACUGGAUUCUUGCUAUGGCGAUCAAAUCGGAAACAAGAUAUGUUUGUGUUUAUUUUCGCUUAUUCCCCAUUUUAUCUUUUCGUUUACAGCUCGUACUAUUUAAAAAAGCUGCGAGGUACUGCACCGUUUGGUGCUGCACUUCAAACGUUAUCAACAAUUUUCUGGCACGCUCUUUUCACAGCUGAAAACAUUGUUAUGAUUAGCGUGUGUUUCUUCUUGCACGAUGAAAAUAAGUGGAUAAAUACUUCCGCUUUCGCCGCUGUUCUCAUUGGUAACAUUGGAGGGAUUCUCAUUAAGUGGCUCUCUUGGUGUUGUUGCUUUUCCGGACAACCACAGGGCGAUGAAUCUAUCCGUCGACCCACGACAAUCAUUUUAAGACCGACUAACUAAUGUUGUUGAACAAAUCAAGAAGGGAAUCAAAGCUCUCUUCCAUGAGAGGCGUCCGACGCCAUUUUGAUGUUAUGUGCGAUGUUGGAAUUUAUCAGAAUGAAACCAGAAUGAGAUUACAGCAACGGAAGCGUUCGGCGAAAGAUCUGGUCUCAAGGACAGAGAAGAAAAGCGAGAGCCUGGGAACUAGAUUGAACGAUUUACUGGUCGUGGUGGAUACAUGAGUAUUUGAACUUCAGAUUAAUGAAUGAAGAUGAGGGUGAUUAUUGCAGUUAUGGACAUUUUUUAUAAGUAGUACUUAGCACUAAUUCACUUAGCAUGAGUUUAUCACGAGUUCAUAAAAUGACCGGCUCCCGGUUAAACAAGUCGUGUCCUGCUCUCUCACUCAGUCAAUUAGUAGAUGAACGUUCAUACGAUUUGUACAUGAACGUUCAUUCUUUUUGUACAUGAACGUUCAUUUUAGUAAAGUGUACACGCUUCGAGAAUCACUUA